This is a messenger RNA of Zophobas morio, 882 nucleotides long. Its product is annotated as pre-mRNA-processing factor 17-like. Gene Ontology annotation, molecular function: mRNA binding. NCBI's taxonomy places the organism in Eukaryota, Metazoa, Arthropoda, Insecta, Coleoptera, Tenebrionidae. The transcript has 11 exons. Gene Ontology annotation, biological process: mRNA splicing, via spliceosome. Bases 1 to 882 code for a protein of 293 amino acids. The record is from RefSeq and is a predicted model, not a curated record. Gene Ontology annotation, cellular component: catalytic step 2 spliceosome.
AUGUGCAUACUAGCACGUAUUUGUUUGGCCGAGCGCGGAAUCCCCACGUUGUCAGCUUCACCAGGGCAAAGUAGGUUGAUUAGCGCUAGAGGUAUUCGAAUAGUUACUUCUAUGACCACUUUAGUCGCAUAUUCUGAAGCCUCUUCUGAAGAAGAAGAGACAACUUCUGAGCAGAAGGACUUGAAUGCCCGACUAUUAUCUACAAAAAAGAAAUUAAAACUAGAAAUAGCACCACUUAUUGUUUCUAAGGAAACAACACUGGCUGUGCCUCGUUUAAUAGAUCCCACACAAAAAGUUUUAUACUACAACCCGAAAGUUGAAGAGUUUUCUGGUGUUGACGUUGGCCCUCAUAAUCCUUAUAAAACUAGGCAAGAAGGUGCUAUAAGAAACAUACUAACAGGUUAUGUGGAAGAUGCUGCUUUCAGUGAAUUUGCUUUUGAAGAGCAAAGAAGAACUUUUGAACAACUCGGUUAUGCAGCGGAUCCAGCAAUGGCCUUAGAAGCUGUAGGAGAUACCGAGAAGGCUAAAUCCCUUAAAAAUGCUACAAUUUAUGAUUCAACUUUAAAGAUAAAGCAUGAUAGGCCAAGAGAAGAUUACGGUGAUGUUAGCGAUGUCAAUAAUUUUCGAGGCGUUUGGCGUAAAUAUACUGAUGAACAAAUCAUCGCGGCGCCUACAAAAGAAGAACAGGAAUUGUUGGAUAGCUGGAAAGAAAAGGCGACCUCUUCCUUUGGCGUAAAAGGAAAGCCGAAAGACUUUACUGAAAAGUCGGUUCUGCACUUAAAAGAAACUCAUGACUAUCAGGGAAGAACUUUCAUGGAGACUCCGAAGGGUUGCUUGUUUAUUAUUAUAAUACUUUUUUGUACAACCCGAAAGUUGUUUUAA